AUGGCUGAUGCCGUCCGUAUUCCAGCGUACUCUUCAAGUAAUGCUGUCCUCUACCUUAUACCAGUAUGCACGCUUAGUUUUAUUGCGCUAGCACUGGUCGUCGUACGUGUUUACACGCGUAUGAGGAGGAUAGCGAAAGUGUACCUUGACGACUGGCUCAUCGUCGCUGCUGAGGUAUUUUCCUUAACCGACACAGCACUCGUGAUCACAGCAUUCACGUACGGCUGGGGUAAACCAAGCUACACGUUCACACCAGAAGCCCUCCGAAAGACUCUUCAGCUCCUUUUCGCGAUGCAAUUACUCUGGACCAUCGCCCUCUGCCUUAUCCGUGUAGCAGUUGCUUGCUCAUUGCUGCGCUUCGGCGCUGGUUUACUGUGGCGCAACAUGCUGUAUUUCAUCAUUGGAUUGCAAGUUGUAACAUCUUCCUCUUACAUGGUCAUCCUGUUCGGACAGUGUACGCCGAUGAGCGCCAACUGGGAAACGAUUCCGGACAUCAAAUGCUGGGAUAGAACGCCAAUCACAAACUACAAGUGGGCACUUGCCGCGAUGUACAUAGUUAUGGACCUUACCCUCUCACUUAUGCCAAUACACCUCAUACGAGCCCUUCACCGCAGCACGACCGAGAGAGUUCUCGUUUGCGUCUUGAUGUCUCUCGGCCUUCUCGCCACUGCAGUCGCAUGCAUCAAGAUGACCACAUACAGCAGCCUCGGAAAAGGCGACGUGAUGCAAGCGUCAAUUAGACCGGUCAUGUUGACCAUAUUGGAACAGAUUGUAGGCAUUAUCGUGUGCUCGCUUGCAUGUCUGAAGGGUCCGGUAGAGAAUGAGUUGAAGAGGUUAGGAAUCUUGAAGCAGCGCAGUCUGACGACGCCGAGGUCUAUCAACGCCUUGAAUUCAUGGAGGUUUAGCAAGCAACGAGAUGAUAGUGGAUAUGGGACAGGAGGGAGGGUUGGUGUCGUGGCUGAUCAUGUGGUUUUAACGUCUGUAAGUUCUGCAUACAGCUUGGUAAACCAAUCUGGAGCUGGCGAUGCAUCGCACGCUGCUUGA
Boeremia exigua is the source of this 1044-nucleotide messenger RNA. RefSeq lists its product as uncharacterized. The coding region runs from base 1 to 1044 and encodes 347 amino acids. NCBI's taxonomy places the organism in Eukaryota, Fungi, Ascomycota, Dothideomycetes, Pleosporales, Didymellaceae. The record is from RefSeq and is a predicted model, not a curated record. The transcript has 3 exons.